Molecule: messenger RNA, 1803 nt
Organism: Arabidopsis arenosa
Lineage: Eukaryota; Viridiplantae; Streptophyta; Magnoliopsida; Brassicales; Brassicaceae
Source: the annotation of a GenBank genome assembly
CCCCCAAGUUUGCUGAGUUUCUUAACUCGGCCAUGGGUAACUGUAACGCCUGUGUAAGGCCUGACUCAAAACCAUCACCGAAGCCAAAAAAACCCAAUCGAGAUCGGAAAUUAAACCCAUUCGCCGGAGAAUUCACCAGAUCCCCUGCUCCAAUACGUGUUCUCAAAGAUGUAAUCCCUAUGAGCCAUCAAACUCAGAUCAGCGACAAAUACAUCUUAGGUCGAGAAUUAGGUCGCGGCGAAUUCGGAAUCACUUACCUCUGCACUGAUCGUGAAACCCAUGAAGCUUUAGCUUGCAAAUCGAUUUCAAAACGGAAACUUCGAACAGCCGUCGAUAUCGAAGACGUUCGUCGUGAGGUAGCGAUUAUGUCUACUUUACCUGAGCACCCAAACGUAGUUAAGCUUAAGGCUAGUUAUGAGGACAACGAGAACGUGCAUCUGGUUAUGGAGCUUUGUGAAGGAGGUGAGCUUUUUGAUCGGAUCGUUGCCAGAGGACAUUACACGGAGCGUGCUGCUGCAGCUGUUGCGAGAACGAUUGCUGAGGUUGUGAUGAUGUGUCACUCUAAUGGAGUUAUGCAUCGAGAUUUGAAACCUGAGAAUUUCUUGUUUGCUAACAAGAAGGAGAAUUCUCCAUUAAAAGCCAUUGAUUUCGGCUUGUCUGUGUUCUUCAAACCUGGAGAUAAGUUUACAGAGAUUGUAGGAAGUCCGUAUUAUAUGGCUCCAGAAGUGUUGAAGAGAGAUUAUGGACCAGAGGUUGAUGUGUGGAGUGCAGGAGUUAUUAUCUAUAUUUUGCUCUGUGGUGUUCCUCCGUUUUGGGCUGAGACUGAACAAGGUGUUGCUCUUGCGAUCUUGCGGGGAGUUCUUGAUUUUAAGAGAGACCCUUGGCCUCAGAUUUCAGAGAGUGCCAAGAGUCUUGUGAAGCAGAUGUUAGAUCCUGAUCCGACUAAGCGGUUAACUGCUCAGCAAGUGUUAGCUCACCCAUGGAUACAGAAUGCAAAGAAAGCUCCCAAUGUUCCUUUAGGAGAUAUAGUCAGAUCGAGGUUGAAGCAGUUCUCUAUGAUGAACAGAUUCAAAAAGAAAGUUCUUCGUGUAAUCGCGGAGCACUUGUCUAUUCAAGAGGUUGAAGUGAUCAAGAACAUGUUCUCACUGAUGGAUGAUGAUAAGGAUGGUAAAAUAACUUACCCAGAACUCAAAGCUGGGCUUCAGAAGGUCGGUUCACAACUUGGUGAACCAGAGAUCAAAAUGUUGAUGGAAGUGGCGGAUGUCGAUGGAAAUGGGUUUCUGGAUUAUGGAGAGUUUGUAGCUGUGAUAAUUCACUUGCAGAAGAUAGAGAAUGAUGAACUUUUCAAACUAGCUUUCAUGUUCUUUGACAAAGAUGGAAGUACAUACAUUGAACUUGAUGAGCUACGGGAAGCUUUAGCUGAUGAGCUAGGCGAACCAGACGCCAGUGUUCUAAGCGACAUCAUGCGUGAAGUUGACACUGACAAGGACGGGCGUAUAAACUAUGAUGAGUUUGUGGCGAUGAUGAAAGCAGGAACUGACUGGAGAAAGGCAUCGAGACAAUAUUCAAGAGAGAGGUUCAAAAGCUUAAGCAUUAAUUUGAUGAAAGAUGGGUCACUGCAUCUCCAUGACGCUCUCACUGGACAAACUGUUCCUGUUUAAUUUUAUUCGUUAUCACCAAAAACAGAGCAAUGCUCCGUUUUUUCCCCAUUUCAUUUAAUGGGAAUUUUCCGGGCUUGUUCUUUGAGGGAUGUGGGUUUUACGGAAGCUAUGGUCCUUUUAUAUAUAAAAACAUUUUACAUUG